Messenger RNA from Ustilago hordei, 3123 nucleotides. RefSeq lists its product as uncharacterized. NCBI's taxonomy places the organism in Eukaryota, Fungi, Basidiomycota, Ustilaginomycetes, Ustilaginales, Ustilaginaceae. The coding region runs from base 1 to 3123 and encodes 1040 amino acids. Gene Ontology annotation, molecular function: heat shock protein binding. The transcript has a single exon. Gene Ontology annotation, cellular component: cytosol; mitochondrion. The record is from RefSeq and is a predicted model, not a curated record.
AUGGACGAUCUGCUCGGCUUGAGUUGGCAACCCAACUCAGCCAACGCUGCCAAAUCCAACAAGCCAGGCAAUUCAGCAGAGCCUACGUCUACGCCCUCGUCAUCAUCAUCAUCAGCCUUAACACCAUCAGUCUUAAGAUCAUCAGUCUUAAGAUCAUCAGCCUCAACAUCAUCAGCCUCAACAUCAUCUCAAUUCGCAACCAAUACUUCCGCUUUCGACUCGAGCUCAUCCAAACCCAACUACUAUGGCUCUUCCUUUGCUACUCCUUCUCCAUCCGCAUCGCUCGCACACAACAACACCUCCGCAUCCAAAUCCUCCUCGACUCCUAGCAACGAUGCUUUCGCUUCCCUCUUCUCCUCAUCAUCAAGUGCAAAGCAGCAAGCCAACUUGAGUCUUGCCGAACGUCAAAGGCUCGCCCGAGAACAAUCGCUCAAGGAAGCAGACGAGGAUAAGCGUCGCAACGAUGCUCUUUGGUCUGGCAUUCAAUCUUCCGCUUUUACUGGCGCAAGCAGUGGCGCUGGAUCGAACAGCACUACAGUAGGAAAGCCACCGGCGGCUGCAGCCCAGCACCGUCUCAACUCUCCCGCACCCAUCCUUCCUACCAGCUCGAAUGCUGCCAAGCUAGCUUCCAAACCUGCUGCUCCAGCCAACGAUCUUUGGGACUUUGAUACUUUCUCCUCCUCAGUCCCUGCCAACUCCACAACCAUUGCAACCAAACCAACUCUCGCUCCUCAAACCCAGGCGAGAGCAACACCCAGCAACGACCCCUUCGACUUUGACAGCUUCGAUCAACCAUUCUCGGCGCCCAAGGUAGCCCUUCAUGCCGAUCACGACGACCCUGCAGACGACAUUCUCGGUGCUCUUGCUAUGCCCGUCUCGGACAGGCUAAAGUCUUCUCUCUCUGCCCAAGAUCCUCGUGUUGUUGCUCUGUCUCGCUCUGCUUCCACCUCGUCAGCUGGCAGCUCAAGAGUCGCUUCACCUGCUAGUGGCAGCCGUCCGACUGCCGGCGGACGCUCCGCUCCGGCACGCACCGCAUCUCCACCACCUCACAUCAUCGGUCAGAUUGUCGAAAUGGGCUUCUCGCCUCAGGAAGCUAAGCGUGCGCUUGCACAGACCGAUACUGGUCUCAAUGUAGAAGCAGCUCUCGAACUCCUUGUCGGCGGUGCUGCUCAAGCAUCCCAUCAGGUGCACGACGAUGAUGAGCGUCUGGCUCGCAAGCUUCAAGCGUGUGAAGCAAGGCGAGCACAAUCGCAGUCUCGCGGUUUCCGUCAUUCGGACGACGAAGAGAACGAGGGCUUCGGCAGAUCAGCAGACCAGCAGCAGCAGCAACGACGCCAUCCUCAGCAACCAGAACAGCGUCGCAAUGAGGCUCGACAACAAGGCCGCCACCGCCACGGCCCAUCAGCAGCUAACGCAGAUGGCGAAGCUGCAGCUGACUGGCAACAGCAGGCAGAUCAGAUCUACGCACAAGCCUCCGAGAUUGGCACUUCCGUUCUCAACAAGGCCAGUGCUUUUUGGUCUACUGCAAAGGCUCAGGCGCAGAAAGCGCUGGAAGAGCGAAAUCGUGCAGCCGCCGAACGCAGCACUACUCCCUCUGACGCAGGCAGCGAGCGUCAUCGCAAUCGUAGGUGGGGUGCUGCAGCUGCUGCAUCUCGCAACAAGCAAUGGGAGGGCAAGCCCAAAUGGAUGAUUGAUGCAGAGAAUGCCGAGGCUAACGAAGCUGCUGCCAACCUUUCCUCUUCUAAUGAUGCUCGUGCUAGCAACAAUGGCGACCGUGGCGGCUUUAAGGAUUCUGACAACGAGAAUGACGAUGCAGCACAGCAAGCUCCCGAGCCACCCACCAGAACUCCUCGUCGACCUGCAGCCCCGGCAGCGGGUGUUGCCGCCGCAAUGUCUUCUGCUGCCAGCGCACUCUUCGGUGGUAGAGCUGAUGAGCAAGCCAGCAACAUCUCUCGACAGCAGACCCCAUCGCAAGUUCCACCAAAUGUCCCUGCUCGAUCCAAUGCCUCUGCUCCAUCCGCCGCUACUGCCAAAGCUCCUUACGCUUCACGCAACCGACGUGGUCCAGCUCGAUCCGCCGCACCAUCACCCAUCCCUCCCAAAGCUCCCCUCAAGCGACGUCCCAUUCCAUUCGAUGCAUCCCACUCCAUCUCGUCUGCCAACGGCAACAAAGAAGAAGGCAACGAGCACUUCCGUCGUGGUGCGUACGGCGAUGCUGAAGCUAGCUACACCCGUGCUAUCUCUGCACUCGAGUCUUCAUCCUCUUCCGACUCGAUCCGACUUGUGCCUCUGCUCAGCAACCGUGCCAAUGUCCGACUCAAGAAUGGUGACGCAUCGGGUACCAUUGCUGACUGUGAUCAACUGCUGUCCAUUGUGCUUUCCCUCUUUGGCGGUUCUCAACGCGACUCGAACGGCCGCGUCGCAGUCUACCGUGCAAGUCAAGAAGCUUCUCUGCCAGCCGAACUAGCCAAUAUCAACCUGCGCGAAACGUACGGAAAGGCGCUCGUUCGACGUGCCCAGGCACUAGAGGCGAGCGAGAGAUGGAAACUGGCCAAGGCCGAUUGGGAAGUUUUGCUCGAGUUUGAAAAAGCAGAAGGUUCAGGUGUCAAGACUGCGACGAGCAACAUGAAGUUUGCUAGAGAAGGUUUGCACCGGUGCGGAAAGAUGCUGGGCGAGAAAGUUGUUGGUCCUGCUGUAUCCUCGACCGGACCGCCUGCCAACAAAGCAGGUCCAGCAAAACACACCGCUGUUUUCGGCACCGGCGACGAGAAGGCCAGUGCAGUGUUUGCCAAUCAACAGCAGAAGCAGGCACAAGAAGAGUCGGACAAGUUCGCACUCAAAGAUUCCGUCGACGCUAAGAUUGACAACUGGAAGCGUGGUAAAGAGACCAACCUCCGUGCGCUGCUCUCAUCACUGGAUACCAUCGUCUGGCCUGAACUCGGAUGGAAGGCUAUCGCUCUUCACCAGGUGUUGGAUCAGAAUGGAUUGAAGAAGAACUACACAAAGGCCAUUGCUAGGCUGCAUCCGGAUAAGAUUAGUAAAGCUGCAAGCACGGAGCAGAAAAUGAUCGCCAGCGCUGCUUUUCAUGCUAUCAAUGAGGCUUGGAAUGCACAGCAAUCGUAA